UAACAGUAGAAGAAGAGAAAGAAGACAAGUACAAGCUUUGUAUCUUCGACUGAUGUGAUUUUGUUGUGGAUUAUCUGUCUUCGUUAUCAUUAGCUAGCAGUGCUGCCAAAUAUGCCGACUGGCAGCCGGCAUAUUUUGGUUUUCUGAGGUGUAUAAACGCUCUCUAUUGUCCUCAUUUGUAAAGUCUAAGCGGAAAUGUUAAGCGUGGAGUCAUUGCAAGUGGCUGAGGAGGAGGUGGUUGAAUCCAGCUCCAACAAACUCGGUGACAUUUACACUUUUGUGGCUAAAGGCUGCUUUCCUCAGACGAUCAAUCCUUUACGGAAGAAGAACCUCAAAAGAUACGCACAGAAAUUUAUCAUUGAUGAGGGUAAGUUGUACUAUGUGGGACCCAAGAAAGAUGAGAAGAGGGAGGUGGUGAUCGAGGCUGAAAGGAAGAGGCAGAUUUUUCUAGACUGCCAUUUCAAUGACAUCGGUCAUCACCUGGGCCAAAAGAAGACUGUCCACAGGAUCCAGAGCAAGUACUACUGGCUGGGGAUCAUCAAGGACGUUGUGGAUUGGAUAAAAGUAUGUGAGACGUGUCAGCUCACAGAGAGGAAUAAAAACCUGGCGAGGACAGUCCGGCCUAUAAAAGUGGAAGCACCUUGGGAUAUUGUUGGGAUUGACCUAAUAGGGCCUUUCCCAGAGACACAGCAAGGCAACACCAAUGUUAUAGUCCUCAUUGAUUACUUCAGUAAAUGGCCAGAAGCUUUUCCAGUGCAAAAGACAGAUGCUCUCUCUGUUGCGAGAUGUAUUUCCAAAUGCAUAUACAGGUUUGGUGCCCCUAAAACGAUAGUAUGUACGCAGAAUGCUGACUUCUGUGAUGAGGUGACAAAACUGCUGUGCGACAGAUGGAGCAUCAUGCAGAAGGUGUCUCCUCUGGAUCAGCCUCAGCUCAACCCGCUUCACGACUGCACGAGUCCUUUGCUGAAGGAAGCCAUAGUGCAGAUGGUAACGGAGAAGCAGGCCGAAUGGGACGACUUCCUAGACCCUGUGCUGUUCCUGUUCAGGACAUCCACCAACCCUACGACCAAGUUCAGCCCUUACUCCCUCAUGUUCAGCAGGAAAGCUAAUUUACCAAAUGAGACUACUUUGAGCCUACUGAAUUAUGACGACCAGGAGCAGGAUAUGUAUUCCACAAAGGAGAAGGCCUCAACGUAUAUAACCAUAAUGCAGGAGCAGCAGAACUCUGUGAAGCAGCUGGUGAUCGCCAAUAUGAAUGCAGCCUACAAACAAGAGAAGAAGAAGAACGCCAAACGCAGGACCCAUAACAUGCCCUCGAUGACCUUUAAAAUGGCAGAUCCUCUGUUCGGUGCAGGGGACUCCCCCUCCCCAAAAAAACUAAAAGACAGUUUGUAUUUAUCUUUUCCUGUUGAGACAGUGCUGGCCACUGAGCAAAGCAGCUCAGAGGACAUGAAGACUGAGUUAGAGUAUCACUUGGCUGACUCUGAUGUCCACUGAGGAGGACUGUUUGGAAGAGGUGGAUCAGUGGAGCAGGACUACAUGUUGUCAUGAGCCUCCUGACGUCUUAGAGAGAAGAUGGAAAUCCAGAUGUUGGUGAAACGAGUGUGAUGAUUUGUGUUACUAAUGCUAAUACUGGUUGAACACAAUCUUGGUUGGUGUUUCACUCGUAGAUGAAUCUGGCAUUUAGAAGAAGAAUCCACUGGCCAAAGUAAUAUCAGUAAACUUUGACCCACAUGAAUUAUUGAGCUUUUUGUUCUGUUUCCCUUUAAAAAACAACCAAAACAUUUCCCUUGAAAUGAUAUUAACUUAUUCUUUUUUUCCACUGUGUCAAGCAAUAGAUUUUUAAACAACAAUGCUUAAAAUUAAAGGUAUUGUUUCAUU
This is a messenger RNA of Epinephelus moara (kelp grouper), 1881 nucleotides long. RefSeq lists its product as uncharacterized. The transcript has 8 exons. Gene Ontology annotation, molecular function: nucleic acid binding. Bases 196 to 1497 code for a protein of 433 amino acids. Gene Ontology annotation, biological process: DNA integration. The record is from RefSeq and is a predicted model, not a curated record. Lineage: Eukaryota; Metazoa; Chordata; Actinopteri; Perciformes; Serranidae.